This is a messenger RNA of Schistosoma haematobium, 4078 nucleotides long. RefSeq lists its product as uncharacterized. The record is from RefSeq and is a predicted model, not a curated record. Gene Ontology annotation, biological process: proteasome assembly. NCBI's taxonomy places the organism in Eukaryota, Metazoa, Platyhelminthes, Trematoda, Strigeidida, Schistosomatidae. Gene Ontology annotation, cellular component: cytoplasm; nucleus. The coding region runs from base 97 to 555 and encodes 152 amino acids. The transcript has 4 exons.
GAUAAAGUUUAAAAUAACUAUGCUGAGUUUGGAAUUGGACGCUGAAGUUCUUUCGGUACUCCCGGGAUUUCGAACGUUUGCCUUAAGACUUCAAAGAUGUCAGAAGGAAACAAAAUGCUGCAUCCUGAAUUCGCUGUUCGUCCAUUAAUGUACACUGGUUUGGGUGAUGUAAUUGGUUCUACUGUAUGGUCAAGUGAACAAGCAUCAUCAUUGGCUGCAAUUCCAGGAUCUAAAGUGGCAGAUUCAACUAACUUUCCACAUCCGGUAACUGAAUCUCUUGCAAAAUUUGGUAAAGCAGCUGAAAAAGCUAAUAGAAUGAGAGUUUUAGCUUCUGCUCAAGGUUUACAUGCACCAUUACGUUUAUCUAUGGAACAACGUAUAAUGCAACGUAUUCAACCUCGUCUACCUGGUUUAUAUUCUUAUCAUCCUUUGGCUAGUCAGCUAAAUGGAAGUUUAGAUGAGAUUGAUGUAGCUGACUUUAUUAAUCCUGCGGAAGAUUCUGAAUCUGUUGGAAUGCCCCAAUUAAUGAUAGAGCAUAAACUUGGUCUUUUGUAAAUGACAAUUGGUUUUCUCGAAUUGAAUGGAACAGUUAGUCUUUCUUGAAACUAUUAUUACAAAAAAAACUAAUAACGUAUAUUAUUCUACCAUCUUUGUAAGAAAUAAACAUGUCAAUUAUAUUUUUUAACAUCCAAUGUUGUUCAUGUCUGACUUCAUGAUCUUGCACAAAUCUUCAUUCCUUGUCUGAGAUGUGUAACUGUCGCACACUCGACACGGAUUGAACUCCACUGGUCGCAGCUUCUCACUAGAACUCCAGGAAAUCCAUCUUGAAACUAGUCACUAGUGAGCGCAUGAUUAUUAUCCCUGUACUAAUAAGAUAUUGUGUUUAUCAUGAAUAAUGGUUAUAUUCUCUACUGUCUUGCGUAUGUAUCUGUGCAUGAUAUGGUUAAUUUCAUCGUAUAGAAGGAUUAAAUCAGAAGUCUGAAGAGUUGUUGAACACACGAAUUACUUACUUAUGCCUGUUACCCCUUAUGAUGGAGCAUAGGCCACCCACCAGCAUUCUCCACCCAACUCUGCCCUGGGCAAUCCUUUCCAGUUGUAUUCGUUCCUUUGAUGUCUACUUCCGAUUCCCGACACAAUAUAUUCCUUGGUCUUUAUCUUUUCCUUUUCCCUUCGGGAUUCCAAGUUAGCACUUGCUUCGUGAUGUAAUUUGAUAAUUUCCGUAAUGUAUGUCCUAUUGACCUCUAGCGUGUUUCCUAAUUUCCUCUUCAGCUGGAAGCUGGUUCUCUCCCACAGUAAGCUAUUGCUGAUGGUAUCUGGCCAACACCGCCUGUUGCUCUUUUAGGUUUACUGCCGGCCCGGGCUGGGCAUGGGGUCAGCAACGCCAUCCCGUAUAAAACAAUCUUGAUAGAAAACACUAACCAGAAUGAAUAAAUGAAUUGCUUAGGAAACAUUCGUUUUACAUGUGUUAUUGUUUAGAUGCUAAAUGGAUGGCCUGAUCAUAAAAUAACUAAACAAUUUCGUAAUUGGUAUUUUGACGAAAUCCUAUCUUUUUAUAAAUCACUUGGUCAAAUGUAGCUGUAUUAGAUGUACAAGUGAAUACUUGUUGACUGAAAUUCAAGUCGAAAACUACGUUUAUUGCCGAAUCGGUUAAAAAAAUCAGUGAAUAUAUCCUAGAUUGAGGAUGUAGAAAUAGGUCAGAAUAUUGAAAGUAAGUUCAUUACGAUUGAUGUCUGUUAUGACUGUUCAUCGACUAAGGUGGCUGGAACAUGUGUUACGUAUGUCCAAUCAUCACCUACCUCGACAGACAAUGUUAUCUGCUGUAGGGAAAUAAGUUGGAGGAAACCUAGGAGCGACCAAACCAAGACGACUAUAUUCCAGGUGGGAUUUUAAGUAAUGAAGUUGGUAAUGUCAUUUUGGAUUUCCUUACGGAUGAUACGAAGAAGGUCACUACACAUACAUCAGAUACUCCACGACUACACUGAAAAACUAUCCGGAUAAAUAGAACAUAAGGAGCUAACUUAUGGUUCUGAAAACGCAAGACACUUCUUUCAGUGUGUUCAAUUUUAAAUAAGUCACUCAAAUUCAUCCGGCUACCAAGUUUGAACACUGGGUGGUAAUGUCGACGGACGCUUUUAGUGUCCAAGAUCAUUAAACAGUUGAAUUCAACUACCAUAAUGCUUUGUCACAGUGUUCGAGUCAUUUUCUUAAUUCUAAUGGAAUAGCGAUAUUGAGAAGUAGUCUACUAUUUAGACAUAGUACGAUGCUUCUUGUAGUGAUAUGUUGCAGAAGUUACACGCUAACACGUAAAAUUUGGAGAAUAGUUCAUAAAUGACGACCAAUAACGUAACCUAAUAACAAACUACAAUUUUUUAUUUCAGAACUGCGAGUUAGUGUAUCCCGGAUAAUUGUCUAAAUGCUUCAUAGUCAAACCUUUGAUUAUUUACUUUCAGCCAACAUAAAAUUGGCUAUCAGGAGUUGAAGAUGUUAACUGCAAAACUGAUUUCCAAGCCCCAUUCCGUAAACGGAUGCAUCCAUUUCCAUUAGGUAGCGAAAACAACCUUCUGCAUAUCCUGUUUGCAUGUAGCUCGUAGUGAACAUGUGUUUUACAAUACUCAGUUAUGCUUUACUGUAUAGUAUCCCGGCCUUAAUUGCUAAUCUGAUGUGGUGGCGUUGAGCUUACACGCUGUGUCAACCUGAUCGAAUCACAUUGGUUGGAAUACGUUGCUUCAGGUGCUACCAUGCUAGAUAAGUGUCAGUUGGAGAAAGGCAACAUGAAGAGCGACCAACUUAAAGCUUUAGACUAAACUGUUUUCGGGACGUGACAACCGCCCUCGUACUUCGCUUAACACUCGUGAUCACCUUGACUGAUUACUUGGUAGUUUUUGAUUUCCAUUCAAAGUGGACUAAAAUUAGACUGUACUAUUAAGAAUGGCGAAAUCUUUAUACAGUAUUAGUUAAGUUUUUCGAUGGUCUGGAAACUACAAUUCAUUUUUGACAACGGUCCCAGUUUACAUAACAAUUCUUUGUCUAUUUUUGCUACCGAUACCUCAUGAACCAUAUACAUCACCUUCCAUUCCAAAUGAAGUCGACAUAAGAAGUCUGGAACUCGACAGGACAAAAGUUUUAUAAUUUUGCAGGGAUUUUAUUAGUGUAGAAGAUUAAUUGCUAAUCUGUGAUUUACUUACAAUGCUAAUAGCCCACUUAAAUGCCGUCGUAUGGUCGAGGGUUGAGAGAAUCAGCUCUCCCUCUCGAAAUGCUCACACAUGUCCACGUGCAUACAACCAUUGCCAAGGAAGUCCUACUCACUGCCUUCUCACUUCUGGAGUGUUGCUUACAAAAUUGAGAGAACGAAAAGCAAAUGUCUGGUGCUUUAACGGGGGGUAGGUGGUUAUGGAGGAUCAAUUUAAAGGAGUUGGAAAACUCUCAUUCCAAACUAAUGGUGCACAUGGACUACAGGAUACUGAAGGAACAAAUGGAGCACAAACUUAUUGUUGGUCACCGGUUACCAUGAGACUACAUCUCUUGACGUUGCUCUACUGUCAUGUGGAUUAGACCUCUAAGUGGAAGGCUCGAGGUGUGAACCCCUAAGAUAACCACCUGCUUCGGUUUGGGUAUCCGUGCAGUAUUCUAGCUCCCACACAAAUUGAAUGACAAAGUGUAGCGCAUAUAUAUUUUUGGCGCCUGCUUGUACCAUUAUUUAUGUGUGUUAUAUCCCAUUGAGAAUAAUAAUGAAUGGUAACUGUUGUGAUCUAUUUGUGGACUAAUCCUAUACCUUUUUUAUCGUAUAAUUCUUAAGUAACUAAACUAUACUUAUUCACGUUCCUCUUAUUUUAAGCAUUAUUUUGACCUAAAGACUAUUAUUAUAUGAUUUACCGUUCCUGAGUUAUGCCCAGUUUAUCAAUUAUUAUCCAAUAUUCACAGCCACUUUUGGCUAGAUCUUGUACAAAUAUUGUUCCCUAUUGUGUGGUACGAUGUAGUCUGUUUGGAAUACUUCAUUUAUGUUGCAUAGGCUGGGAUUGGUUUUCUGAACUCAACAGGCAGGGCUAGGAAGAAAGAAGGACCAAUAAGGACUCUAGGC